Trichoderma gamsii is the source of this 1368-nucleotide messenger RNA. RefSeq lists its product as hypothetical. The record is from RefSeq and is a predicted model, not a curated record. The coding region runs from base 1 to 1368 and encodes 455 amino acids. Gene Ontology annotation, biological process: mitochondrial transmembrane transport. The transcript is spliced from 2 exons. Lineage: Eukaryota; Fungi; Ascomycota; Sordariomycetes; Hypocreales; Hypocreaceae.
AUGGGAUCUCUCUCUACUGUCCACAGGCUCAACGGCCAAAACUACGACAGGAUAGACGGAGACGAGGCCAGCAUGUCUGGCAUUCCUAGGAUUGCGGGUGCGGGCGAUGGCGAUGGAGGCAGCAUCAUUCCGGAUAUCACAGCAGGCCAGAAGAUGGUGUCGGCCAUGUCGGGCAGUCUCUUGACUUCGUUGCUGGUAACUCCACUGGACGUCGUUCGCGUACGCCUACAAUCGCAGCCGACUUCCGCCACCGCCGCCCCGGUUGUGGACUUUUCGAGACUCAUGCGAACAACCGCCAACCUCACCCCGGUCCAGACAUCCGAACUGGGCGUCACAGCAUGCUGCCGCGAAGUGUUCUUCGCAGAGAGCGCCAUAGAUUACUGCCUCGCCGCCCCGAGAGUCGAGGGCAUCGCAACAUCCAGCGGAAGUGGCGCCGCCGCUGACUGCGCAGUGCAAGAAGUCCAAAAGAAGACAUAUCACUCAACGAUUGAUGGCCUGCGGAAGAUUGCUCGCAAUGAAGGAUUCACGACAUUAUGGCGAGGCCUCUCACCUACCCUCGCCAUGACAAUUCCCGCCAAUAUCAUAUACUUCACCGGAUACGAUUGGCUGCGAUUCAACUCCAUGAGCCCGUUUUCAGGCCUCUCAACCGAUUAUGCGCCGCUCACUGCUGGCUCUUUCGCCCGAAUUCUCGCAGCAACCGCCGUUGGCCCUAUCGAGCUCGUCCGCACCCGUAUGCAGGCUGCGUCUGGUGCUUCUACCACAAACCACCUGGUUGAAGCUUUCAGCGGGAUCCGCUCCAUGGUUGCCACUCAAGGCUACACCUCAUUAUGGCGAGGCCUGACAUUGACUCUGUGGAGAGAUGUGCCCUUUUCUGGCCUCUACUGGUGGGGAUACGAGUCUAUCCGAUCUAGAAUCUCCGAUAUUCGCGAAGAACGACAAGGCAGGGCAGCCAGCCGCGACACAUUUGAUGGCCUCAGCCGCACAACAGCCCGGCGUCGAUCUCAGAGCCGAGAGAGCCAUACAGAAACUUUCCUUGACAGCUUUGCUGCUGGCGCUACCUCCGGCGCUAUUGCAUCUAUCAUGACCAUGCCGUUUGACGUGGGCAAGACGCGCACCCAAGUCUACAACGACGGUUCGCGCCGUGCAGCCGGAAGCGCACUGGCACCCGAGCAGCAAAAUAUGGGACGACUGCUAUUACACAUCUUCCAGACGGAGGGUAUCUCUGGCUUAUGGCGAGGCUGGAUUCCUCGCACACUAAAGGUGGCACCGGCUUGCGCCAUUAUGAUCAGUAGCUACGAAGUCGGCAAGCGGGCGUUUCGAAGUGUCAAUGAGCGCUCUAUGAACGAGAGCUUGGCUGGCGAGGACUGA